Molecule: messenger RNA, 18039 nt
Organism: Podarcis lilfordi (Lilford's wall lizard)
Lineage: Eukaryota; Metazoa; Chordata; Lepidosauria; Squamata; Lacertidae
Source: the annotation of a GenBank genome assembly
GCAUGCGCUCCGUUAAACAGGCUCGGGCCCCAUCGAGAAAGGAUCUACAAACCUAUGCGGGAGGUACCAAGGAGGCGGUGGGCGGGAGGGUGGCUUGGCGUUUCGCCACGCUUUAUCUCCGACCCAAAUGUUUUAAUCAGCUACCCUGCGCGGGGUUUUGGUCUAUCUUUGGUUAGACAAUCCUAUCUCCUCCUCCUCCUCUACUCUUUCUCCUUCCUUUCCGCUGGCUCCACCCCUACUUUGAUGAAAGUGGUAUGCUCUGACUUCCUUGGCUCCGCCUCUUUAUCCCCCCCCUCUACUAGAUGGAAGAUUCCUUCCAGUCGCUCCAGCGCUAUUGCCGCCAGGGGUCCUCCUGCGCCGCGCGGAUCGUCCUAAGUGUUCGCAGGGGGAUUUCCGUGCAAUUGGAUACAAUUGCAAUUGGGACGUUGCACCGGCGGUGGGGAGUCGGCGUUGUGCGAGCCCGCAAAAGAGCCUUGACAGCAGGUCAGAGACCGCUGGUGUUGCCUACUCUGACUGGCAGCGGCUCCCCAAGGGGGUCAGAAAGCGGGGGGGGGGGGCAUUCCCAGGCCUACCUGGAUUGAACCUGGGAGCUUCUGCCUGCAAGGUAGAGAGACCUUAAGAUCAAGGAGACACGUGGUCCUCCAGAUGUUCUCGUGCUGCAAAUCCCAACCAGUGUGGCUAAUGCGAGCUGCUCUCCAGUAGCAUUUGGAGGUCUACGCAUUAGUCCACAACUGAAGUAGAGCCUGGCUAGCAAUAGGAAGCAACUAGCAGCAUCUUCCUGCAACCGUAGGAAAUGGGGCUGCUCUUGCAAGGAUCGCUGAGCCCCCUUCUCUCUCUCUUUCUCAGAGAAAGAGAAGUAAUGUGGGUCUGGCUUGAUCACUGUGAGAUCAUUUGUUGUUGUUUAGUCGAGUCCGACUCUUCGUGACCCCAUGGACCAGAGCACACCAGGCACUCCUGUCUUCCACUGCCUCCCGCAGUUUGGUCAGACUCAUGCUGGUAGCUUCGAGAACACUGUCCAACCAUCUCGUCCUCUGUCGUCCCCUUCUCCUUGUGCCCUCCAUCUUUCCCAACAUCAGGGUCUUUUCCAGGGAGUCUUCUCUUCUCAUGAGGUGGCCAAAGUAUUGGAGCCUCAGCUUCAGGAUCUGUCCUUCCAGUGAGCACUCAGGGCUGAUUUCCUUAAGAAUGGAUAGGUUUGAUCUUCUUGCAGUCCAUGGGACUCUCAAGAGUCUCCUCCAGCACCAUAAUUCAAAAGCAUCAAUUCUUUGGCGAUCAGCCUUCUUUAUGGUCCAGCUCUCACUUCCAUACAUCACUGCUGGAAAAUAUGGAAUCAUAGAUUUGGAAGGCACCACAAGGAUAUUAUUGUUGUUGUUGUGGAUUGAAUUUAUACACCGUCCUAUACCCAGAGGUCUCAGGGCGGUUCACAGAACAAAAUCAAAAUAUAAAACCACAAUAUAUGUAAUCAAAAUAAAAACAACAACCCAAUAACACCCCCUUCCCCACACAAAAUAAAGAGCCAUAUUUUAAAAGGGCAUAGGAUAUGCAAUGCAGGAAUAUUUUGUCCAAUGUGGGGCUCGAACCCUGACAUUAUCAGUCUCAUGCUCUACCAACUGAGCUGCAUGAAAGGUAGCAACCUAGAGUUACAGAUGCUGGGGAUUUUGGCUUCAUGGUGGGUAAAAUACAGUUCCCAGGAUUCUUUGGGAGAAGCAGCGUGCUUUAAAUGUCUAAAGGGAGCAAAGGAGUGGGAAAAGUACAGUGGUACCUCGGGUUACAUACGCCUCAGGUUACAGACUCCGCUAACCCAGAAAUAUUACCUCGGGUUAAGAACUUUGCUUCAGAAUGAGAACAUUCUGGCGGCGCGGCAGCAGCAGGAGGCCCCAUUAGCUAAAGUGGUGCUUCAGGUUAAGAACAGACCUCCGGAACGAAUUAAGUACUUAACCUGAGGUACCACUGUACUGCUCUCUUUCUCUCUGACCAGUUCUGUGUAGGUCCAGUCCAGCUCUGCUCCCCAGUAUUUCACCCAAAGAGAGAAGGCAAGUGGAAAGAGGAGGCAGAAGCUUUCCUGCCUAUUCACCUCUACUCUCUGGACACAGCGUGAUGGACCCAGUCCUUACCACAAUAGCAAGUGAGAUGGCAAGUGAGCAACCGAAGACAGUGGUAGCUGUUCCAUGCAAUUGCAACUCAUUUAUGUCUCCUUUUGCAGGCAAAAGGGGCAGCAUCUGCUCUGGGGGACCUGCUGUCUAAGGAGGAGGUGAUACUGCUAUAGAACUAAUGGGUCAGAACUAAUGGGUUCUGCUGAGAUCCUGGCCCAUCAGCAGCUGCCCCAAGCUGUUGACCCCUGAUGUCAAGCCCUGAUCAAAGCACUUCCUUCUAUCCAUUCCUUAUAUACCCACUGAAUUAUGGGUAUGUUGCAGCAGAGGGCAACAGUGAGCAUGAAUACUAAGUCUUCAGUGCUAAGCAAAAGAUCCUGUUUAUUCGACCAUCCUUUGAAACUGUUAUGUGCUUAAGAUUUUGGCCUUUGUACAGUAUAACAGAGGUUAAAAUUGUGCUGAUUUGUGUAAAGAAAAAAGAAAAGGAAUAUAAGCUACUUCCUCCAAAUUUAAUUUAAUAGAGAGUGAUUGUGUAUGAUUUUCUAAGACUUGGCUCCAUCUUAUCUUCAUUUUUCCAGGCUGUAUAAUAUUGGAAUGGAAGAAGACUCUGACAGGGCAGUGGCAUUCCACUCUUGCACUUACGUGAAUGAUCACAUUGGCUUCUGCGGCAGCUUAAAAACGUUCCCAAAGGACUUUGUAGUAACAGAAAUUAAUGCAUUCGGGCAGUUAGUUAAUGAGAUCAUAGCAGAUUCUUCUAAUAAAUCCUGUGAGAGCCUGUCAGAACAAGCUGGGUUCUGUCAACAGGAUCCCAAAAGGCUGAGACUGAGUCGUCCAGAACUGUGCACAGAUGAGGAAUAUUGCAACAUUCGGGAUGAUGAUGUUCACUGUUCCCCAGAAUGUCUUUCUUUCUCUGUUGGAGAAAGUGAAGAAUAUAAAGCUGAUAUUGUACCUGAAAACCACCUUGCCAAAGCUGUUCCCCUGGACUCCUUAUUAGAUAAGCCCUUAAGGGAGCAACUCGGUCAGUUUGCUUGCCGUGUGAAAGACAUGUGGGAGUCUAAAUCUGAACUAGGGGUUCCUCCAGAUGAAUUUUCUCUUGGUCCAGUCCUUGACAAGAAGAAUCGAGCCAGCUUGCAUGGUGCCAUCAGACAGGAAUACCCUUUCUUAGCCACGGUGACAAAAUGUGGUGAGAUUAUUGUAAAAGCAAAUCAGGACUACCAAGAUCUUUGCCAGCUGGUGUCUGAAGAGGAAGCAUGUGGCUUUAUGAAAUUUUUAGAUGCCAAACUAGAAAAAUCAAAGUUUGCUUUCAGACCGGAUGGAGAUAAGGAACACCGGAAGAUGGUUCACCACUUUAUCAGUAAAAAAUUUGGGAAGCUUGUAGAAACCAAGUCUUUCACCGACGCUCAACAAAAGGUGGUCAUUAUAGUAAGGUUUCGUGAGAAAAGUGGUUCAAGGAAAAGGGCUGCUGUUGACAGUGGGAUGAGAAAAGAAAUUUACACAGGUAAGUAUGCAACAACAAUUUUGUCACUUCCUUGGAAGGGUUUAUAUGUCCUUUGAAAAUCCAUCAGCCUAUCAUAGACUAAUGUAUCACUGUCUUAUGGGACGUGGGUGGUGCUGUGGGUUAAACCACAGAGCCUAGGACUUGCCGAUCAGAAGGUCGGUGGUUCGAAUCCCCGUGAUGGGGUGAGCUCCCGUUGCUCGGUCCCUGCUCCUGCCAACCUAGCAGUUCGAAAGCAUGUCAAAGUGCAAGUAGAUAAAUAGGUACCACUCCAGCGGGAAGGUAAACGGCGUUUCCGUGUGCUGCUCUGGUUCGCCAGAAGCGGCAUAGUCAUGCUGGCCACAUGACCCGGAAGCUGUACUCUGGCUCCCUCGGCUUGUAAAGUGAGAUGAGCGCAGCAACCCCAGAGUCGGUCACGACUGGACCUAAUGGUCAGGGGUCCCUUUACCCUUUACCUUUAUCACUGUCUUAAUGAAAUCUACAUGCAUGAAGUCACACAGAGACAGCUUUAUUGCGGUCCAUAGACCCAAAAUACACAGUACAACAAUGGUAAAUGUCAGUCAUUAUUAAGGUGUAAGAUCGGCCUUGCUUGAAUGAAGUCAGCACUUGUUAAAAAGAGCCACAUCACAAUAAGCUGGUUCACUCUUAAGGUUAAACCAUUGCCUAAAACAAACUAUGGUUUAACAAGCACUUUGCUCCUCCCCUACGCCUGACUGUGCUGUAUCGGGGAGGAAAUAAGCCAGAGUUUGGUUUGUUGUGAUGUGUACAAUCAGGAAUUGAGCGGGCUCAUGCCUCAGACGCCUCGGCUUCCGCUUGUAGGUUUGUUUGGAGGAAAACAAACGAUGCGCCCAGGUUCACAUGCCACAAGAAAUCAAACCUGCUUGUUCCUGGCUUGCUUCUGCCCCCCUAGUGGCAAAGUCAUGAACUGGGAGAGGAGUAAAGUCCUUGUUUUGAUUAAACUAUGGUUUGUUUUAAACUAUGGUUUCAUGUUGCAUGUGAGCCAGGCUGGAACUGAUGAGAGUUGUAGUCUAGCAUCAUUGGGAGGGCACUAGGUAGAACCAGUGAUGCACAGGCAAGAAUAUCAUUUCUGCAAGUAAUUGCCGUGUAGCAUGGAGUAAAAUAUGUUACUAGUUUAUGUGAGAGAUAUGCUUACCUACAGGGUGGAGUUGAUUUAAAUCAAAUUGAUUUAAAGCACUAGUCAGUAAGACUUGAUUUAAAUCUUUUUUUCUUUUUUUUACAGAAAGACUCAUUCUUUCUGGUAUAAUCUUAAUAUUUACAACCAGAUGAAGGUUUCAUUUUAGGAAUAAUAAAUUUUCAGAGUAGUUUUUACAAUUAUAUCAGAAAUUACUGAUUUGGAUAUACUAUUAGAAAUACCUAGACAGGUAAUUAUGAAAUUAUUGUGAGGUUUAAUAAGUUACCUGUUUAUAUUUAGACAGCAUUUCUGCUGUACUUUAUUGGAAGGAGAAAAAUAAUCAUUUCCUUAAUAACAAUUUAAACAAUUUAUUUAACUAAAACAGUAACAUUAUGUAUCCAUAUGUAUCCAUGUUUGUUAACUGAUGUGGUUAAAUAAUUUUUUUUUCAAAAAACCCCCAACAGACUGAGUUUUAGCAAACAUGAAAAACUUAUUAUUAUUUUUUUAAAAUAAUAUUUAUUAAGAUUUGAAAGGUUACAAAAAGAAAAAAUAGUGAACAGCAUAUCAAGCAAAAACAGAACAUCACAUCACAAUAAGAAAAAAAAGAAGAAGAAAAAGAAAAAAGAAAAAUAUAUACAAUGAAUCUUCCCAUAACUUAUCUUUUGUUUACUUGUUUCCUUGACCUCCUCACACCUCCCUUUUUUGUAUUCUAGUUCAGUUAGCUAUUUCAGCAAGUCCUUUCCAUCUUUUCCAGUUUUUGUCCUAUAUUUUGUCUUAAUAUAAUGUAACUUUACUUUCACCAUUUAACAAUUUGUUUUUUCUUAAUGCUUUAUAGCAUUUCUGCUAAAACCACAUUACUUCAUUCCUCAAACAUGAAAAACUUAAAACAAAUCCUUAUUUCCUGAUGAAUAGCCUUUGGACUGUAAUGUAACUUAAAAAGAAAACUAUCUUUAGAAAGAAUUUUCCUCCAAAAGCAUUUUAUUUUCAAAAUCCAAUUUAAAUUAAAAAGUGAUUUAAAUUUAAAAAAUCAUUUUUUAAAAAAUAAAAGUUUAAAAAAUUUGAUUUUUAUCAAAUAACUUUGAUACUGCAUUUGCUAACAUUUAGAAACGGCUUAAAACAAGGUAUUUCUACUCCAGCUUAGUUUUAGUUUUACUGAUUUCAGUAGAACAAGGAUUAGUCAGUAAAAGACCCAUUUUUCUCAAUUGCUUAGCCGAUGCCUACACUAUCCUAUCAACAGAUCUUCCAUUAGCUCAGUCGUUUGAGAGGGACACCAUUCAUGUUUUCUGAGCAACGCCAUCCACUUGGGUGCACUGACUCUGCAAUAAUGUGGUUUCAGCUUUUACUCUCCGGAAAGAGAACCUGGAAACACUUGAAGCAAUUAGCUUCUUGUCUGCUGAACUUGGCGUGCUCCCUUCAGACUUCAGUUACACAGGCAUUAAAGACAAGAAGGCCAUUACGUACCAAGCUAUGGUUGUGAAGAAGGUGACGCCUGAAAGGUAAUGAGAGAUUUGUGGUCGCACUUUAACAUCAUGGUUUGAAUUAGACUCUAGCUCUCUUUUUAAAUUCAGAUCUAGUAUUUAAUUUUGCUGGUUAGAAAGGAGCUCCAUUUUGUUUUGAGUUCUUAACACUUGAAGCAAUAUGGAAAGUUAAAAGUCCUUUGGUAUGCUGCGCAUCUAGAACAGGGGUAGGAACCCAGGAGCCAAAUGUGAUCCUCCCAGCUUUUCUGUCCGGCUCUCUGGACUCUUGAUUAAUAAGCUGUGUUCUUGAGUACCAUUAAGAUAGAAAUAAUUUCCCUUCUUUUCAAAGCAUUGCUCAUUUAGUACAUGAGAAACAUGUUGAUUUGGGUGUUUAUUUCUACAGCUGCACAUGUAGCAAAAUGGUGUAAUGUUACUUGUCUUAAAGCAAUUUUCACGGUUAAUCGGCUGAACCUUUCACUUGCUUUCUCAUCGUUCUGAUCCCCAAGAAUCUGUUGUUCAUCAAAGGGAAACUUUGUCUGCAACGCUCUCUAAAGCAUAAUGACUCUUUCCUUGUCGGCCUUACAAAAAUAAACUCGCAGGACCAUUUCUCUCCUCGGGUGUGUAAUGUACAUGCUUGUAAUUGAAAACACAGCUGACAGUUCAAAUAUCUGACCCUGAAGUGUUCAUUUAAUCUUUUACUUCUAACACACAUGAAAUCCCCAUUCAAGCCGAGGAAAUGUUUUUCCAAGUAGAACUGCCACAGAAUUGUGUGUGAGAUUGGGGCAACACGUUGAAAAUGCAAUGUCGAUUAAGUCCCUUUUUCUCUCUCUCGCAGAAGUAUUCUGUAGAGUCUGUUACUAGUUAGCCCUCCCUUUUUUUCUUAAGCCAUUUCUGCUUAUACUUUUUUAUUGAAUACUACGCUGUUCUCACUCCCCAACUUUGCCCCGCCAGUCUUGGCUAAAUUCUUAUUCCUCAGCGCAAGGAUAUCUUUCUAUGUAUCAGUUGCACUACUUUUAUUUAGUCAUCAUGCAUAUUGCUUAUAAUGCAUGUCCCUAUAUAGUGAACAAAUAAACAAACGAAACUUGAAUACAGUAUCUUCUUUAGCUUGUCUUCCACAGCUUGAGAAAGUCUUACUCUCUCAUUUCCAAUAAUCUGCACACUGGUUGUUUUUACUUCUUUGUGGUUGUUAGUUGUCCAGGACAUUUUGCAAAAAUUAAAAAUGGGAAAGUAGGAUACGACUGUGCAAAUAUACAACAACAAUUAAAAACACAGUUUGAGCUGAGAGACAAAAAUAGGUAGUAGAAUCAGCCCAAAGAGCAAAAACAGUAAUAUUUUCAAGUGGCAUAGGAAUGUCAACAGGGAGAGAAACCAAAUGGAGUUCUGUAGUUUCGACCACCGCACACAGCCUGCUCCCUGACUACGCCCAUGCUUUGCCUGCUCCUAUGCACUUAUCUCCUAUGAACUAUGCUCCUAUGCACUUAUUGGGACGUGGGUGGCGCUGUGGGUUAAACCACAGAGCCUAGGACUUUCCGAUCAGAAGGUCGGCAGUUCGAAUCCCCGUGACGGGGUGAGCUCCCGUUGCUCGGUCCCUGCUCCUGCCAACCUAGCAGUUCGAAAGCACGUCAAAGUGCAAGUAGAUAAAUAGGGACCGCUCCGGCGGGAAGGUAAACGGCAUUUCCGUGCGCUGCUCUGGUUCGCCAGAAGUGGCUUAGUCAUGCUGGCCACAUGACCUGGAAGCUGUACACCGGCUCCCUCGGCCAAUAAAGCGAGAUGAGCGCCGCAACCCCAGAGUCGGUCACGACUGGACCUUUAUGCACUUAUCAUGAGCUGGGUAAUACAUAUACAACAUUAUCACUCUAAAAAUUGAUGGUUGGGUGGUCUUCAUAUGGAUACAUAUGGUAUGUGCAUUAAAAAGUGACAAGGUUUGUGUGCAAUGCUUUUAUCAAUAAGUACUUUUUGUUUAGCCUCCCUCCUGCAAAAAUCAGGCCACAAUCUUAGCACAUUGUGGGGCCGAGAGCACAUUAUUGCAGAAUUUCUGCUAAUGCAUAUUUUGCAGCAGUGUUAAGUGGUAGCAACGAAAUAUCAAAAGUUGAAGGUCCAAGCAAGGGCAUGCUUCCCCCCGGCCCCAGCAAAACCAUUGCCAGUAAAAUGCUAUAGGAAGCUCAUUUUUUGAAAACUGCUUCCUUGUUAAAAUAUUCAGUGUCUAGAAAAUGACACGGCAUUUCCAACGUUUGCUUUCUGCAGAUUGAAAGAACUUGGAAACACCAUUGGGAAAAAAGGAAUUGGUGUGUCUAAUGUACACUCUGCCAGUCAGCCACUGAGACUUGGUCAGUUGCAAGGAAACCAUUUUGAUAUAAUUGUAAGAGAUUUAAAACUUAAAAGCGAUGACUGUUCUGCGAGCCUAAAGGAGAGAGUAUAUCAAGCAACUGAGAACGUCAAGGUAAAGCAGGAGUACAUUUCAAAAGAUGCUGCCUCUAGCUUUCGUGCCUCUGUGAUUUUAAAAUACUACAUAGUGUCCAGAUCAGCAUUGCAAGCUAAAGAUGCACCUCUUUGCCUUAGCUUUGGGCACCUGAGGUGUGUAUUUUUGGAUCCACCUUAUUUUUGUAAGUCUAAACUGUGUUUAAUACUAUGUAACAUUGUAUAUUGGACGCAGGUGGCGCUGUGGGUUAAACCACAGAGCCUAGGACUUGCCGAUCAGAAGGUCGGUUGUUCGAAUCCCUGCAACGGGGUGAGCUCCUGUUUCUCAGCCCCUGCUCCUGCCAACCUAGCAGUUCAAAAGCAUGUCAAAGUGCAAGUAGAUAAAUAGGUACCUCUCCGGUGGGAAGGUAAACGGCAUUUCCGUGCGCUUUUCUGGUUCGCCAGAAGCGGCUUAGUCAUGCUAGCCACAUGACCCGGAAGCUGUAUGCUGGCUCCCUCGGCCAGUAAAGCGAGAUGAGCGCCGCAACCCCAGAGUUGGCCACGACUGGACCUAAUGGUCAGGGGUCCCUUUACCUUUACCUUUAACAUUGUAUAUUAAUAUUAAUGUUGUGUUUUAAUAGUCCUAAUCUGCCCCAGAACCUUAGGAUGACGGGUGGGAAAUAAACUACUGUAGUAGUAGUAGUAGUAGUAGUAGUAAUAGUAACAAUAACACAAGUAUAGUAAUAGCUCCAUGCUAUUCUGCAUCUGGGGAACACUGUGUACAGUUCUGGGUGCUACAUUUGAAGAAGGAUAUUGAUAAAUUGGAGUAUAUCCAGAGAGGGGUAGCCAAGUGGUCUAGAGAACAAGCCCUAUGAGGAAUGGUUGAAGGCUGGAGAAGGUUAAAGGGAGCCAUGAUUCGUUUUCUUCAGAUAUCUGAAGGGCUAUCUAGGGGAUGGCCAGAAGGCACAUGGGGCCACCAUCUUGCUGAAGCUAAACAGCAAUGGAUCUGGUCAGUGCUUGGAUGGGAAACCACCUGGGAGCUGUAUAUAUGGAAGGAAGAGGUGAUAUAUAAAUGUAAGAAAAUGAAUAGUAAUAAAUAGGAUGGAGCAGACUUCUUCUCUGUUGCUCCAGAUGGCAGGACCUAGAGAAAUUGCAGGGAAGCAGAUUCCAGCGAAACCUUAGCAGAAACUUCCUAACAGUAAGAGCAGAUGGGUCUCCUUCACUGAAGGUAUUCAAGCCGAUGCAGAAUGGUCAGGCGUAGUUGCAAGAUUCUUGUAUUGAACAUGGGGGUGGGCUACACAGCCACCUAGGUCCCUUCUAACUCUAAAAUGCUACGAUUCUUCGUCUGUUUAACUUUUCCUCUUCUGCUUUGCAGAAAAAUGGUUUUAUAAAUUUCUAUGGACCUCAGCGAUUUGGACAAAGGCAGACUAUACAGACAGAUCAAAUUGGAUUGGCUUUGCUGAAUGAAGAACUGGUACACACACACACACAAUUUUAUACUUCCCUUCCUCCUAAGAGCUAUUGGGGUGGGGUGGGGUUACACAUAGUUUUCCUUCCCUAUUCUAACAUUGCAACAAUUUUGUGAGCUAGGUUAGUCUGAAAGAGAUGCACUGGCCCAUGAUCACUCAGUGAGCUUUAUGGCGGUGUGUGUGAGAACAGGGUCUUUUUUAAAAAUCGGAUUAUCAUUCCCUCAAUUUCCAUUGUUUACACUGUGAGUGUUGUUCCUUAUGUAGAUAAAACAGCACCCACUGUGCAGACUUAGGGGGACUCCCAAGGUUUGCAGAAGUACAUAAAAAUCUUUAGAAAAUGUAAAGUGGGAGGGGAAGGAACCCCAAACAGUCCAUGAGGACUAAGUGUGUGCCACAUUUGGACAUAGGUCGCCCUUGUAAAAGUCCAAUCAUUCAGAAUCAAAGCUGGUGCUAACUUAAGAAACUUUUAAGAACACGUAAAGCAACAUGGCAUUUGUGUUUACUUGCCUUAAAGGUCAAGGCGGUGAAAUUGUUUUUCACGCCAGAAGAUUCAGAUGAUCCUGUAAAUAAAGCGAAGAAAUACUUCCUUCAGACCGGUAAAUAUGCCAUCUCCUAUGAAACAUAUCGCAGGAAGAAAACCUUGCUGCGUAGUGAGGAAGAAACGUUUGGGUUUAUUAACAGAAGCAAUAUUAAAAUCAGUGGAAGUCAGUAAAUAGUUAUGCGCUCGUGUGUGUAUGUGUAUCUUAAAAGAUUCUCAGUAUUUGCUUUUUAAAAGAUAUUGAUAUACAGUACUGCUUAACAUUCAGCAUUUCGUAAUGUAUAUAUAAAGAUAUAUAAAAUAUAUACAGUCGUACCUUGGAAGUCGAACAGAAUCUGUUCCAGAAGUCUGAUUGACUUACAAAAUGUUUGAAAACCAAAUUGUGGCUUCUGAUUGGCUGCAGGAAGCUCCUGCAGCCAAUCAGAGGCUGUAGAAGCCCUGUCGGACAUUCAGGUUCCUAAAGAACAUUCGCAAACCGGAACAGUCGCUUCCGGAGCCAAAACGUAUGAGUUCCAGGGCAUUUGACAACCAAGGUACGACUGUAUUUAAAGCGUACAAGGAAUAAGAUCAAUUCAAUUCAUUUAUUUAAAGGCGGAAAACUCCCUCAGAAUGCCUGUUGAAAUAAGAAAGUCUUUGUUAGAUGUCUGAAGUUCCUUGGAGGGCAGUGUGUUUGUGUGUCUUUUUCUGCUCUCCAUUGUGAACAAUGGGUUACAUCACACAAUACUUGGCCCAUGUCUUGAGUUAGCACAUCUCCCACGUCUGUCUCCACCAGACCUUAUUUAUUUAUUUAAAAAUACAAGUUGAAGGACAUCAACAACAAGGACUUUAUUUGCGUAGCCAACAGGCCAUAGCAUCAAAGGACAAACACCGUCAAAAAUACAUUACAAAUAUAGUUACCGUAUAAUCUUAUGGCCUAUUAAAACCCUGGUUUCACCUCAGAUCGUAUAAAUCUUUCACCUUUUACAAGUUGAAGUAGUAGAGCUACAAUGUCAAGAUAUGCCUUAGUUGCUUUGACAAGCUAUUAUAUGGGCAUGGUGCCCUUUUACGUGACUGCGGCGAUUACUGUCACCCUGCAGUGACCCACCUUAGGUCUUUGCCCACGAAAAUCUCUCCUGUAAUUUUAAACACUCUUGCUUUCAUUUCUGAACGUUCGCUGCAAAGUUUCCUUUCCAUAUUGCCCUUUCCUCCACGGGGCUUUUCUUUGCCGCUUCCAGUGUAACUGGAGCUCCCUAGAGAGUUGGCUGCUUCAGUGAUGUAACUAACCUUUUCUUCAAACUGCCAGGAAUUAAUUGCUUUCCCAUGCCCUGAAGAGCUACAUAGAAAAAGGGAAGUAAUCAUCACCUAAUUGAGCAGUGAGCUGCAGAAUAUAGACCACAGCAUGACAUCAUUUUCAGCACCUUUUUAAUGGGGGGGGCACUAUUUGCAGAAAGGAUCCCCCCCCCUCACAAGAUUAUACAUUUGCCCAUGUUAGGAGGUUAGCAGAAAGGAAGUGAGUAACUGAGGGGAAUGGACGUGCCUGAUAAGAUCUGCAGGUGCGAGUGUUGCUGUUUUUUUCUGGGAAAGGGGUUUUCUGAAAAUGUCGUUUCAGAUUCUGCUGUAAAGAUGCUGUUCUUCAGCGAUGAAAAUCAAGCAAAAUAAGGAAAAACUAUUUUUUGAUACAUCAUUUCCCCCUUUGAGCUGAGUUGAUGGACACAUUUAGUAUUCCCCUUGCCUCUAACACAUUCAGAAGAGUGGACUCUCUCAGCAUUACUUACUUGAAGCAAAAGCACAUUUACCUAACAUUCCUUGGUUAGAGGAAUUAAGGGAUGUGUGUGGGUGAUGAAUUGGAAACAGAAAUAUUAGUUUUCUCUGAGUUUGAAAUCUGAAAUACUCCCUCUUUUCCUACAAAUGUUACCACCCACGCCAAAAAGACCACUUCUUUUUCUUAACAAUUUUCCUGCUUUCCUUAUGGAAAUGCAAUUCUUUUCAUUCUCAUUGCCUUCUCUGGCUCUCACUUUCCAUUGACUUCGCUUGUCCUUAACGAUGCUGUGAUGUAGUCAAAUCACAUGGGCUGCAUAGUGCCAGGAUGAUACCCCAUUCCCUGUGUGAUCCCAGAUCACCUGAAAUUGCCAAGGUGGCUAAUGGGAUAAGAAGAAAGAAGUAGCAGGAAGAAAUAGUGCAGAAAGUGGAAAGGAAACAGUGAGCCAGUUUGUACGUGACACUAAGCUAAACCAUGGCUAAGCUAAUGAAUCUGCAUGCAGGUAGCUGCAGCAGAAAUCAUGGCCGCUUUGCUUCUCACCUGCGUCUCCUGAAGCUAAGCCAUGGUUUGUGUUAGUAUUGUGUCCAAACCCAGACUCAUUGUUUGUCUUCCCCAGACAACCAUGAACAGCAAGCCAGGAACAAACCUUGGCUACAACUUAUGGUUUGUCUAGAGCAAGGCAGGUAGACUGGUGACUGGGAGUGGCUGCCAAGACCACAUAACACCGGUCCUGAAAACCUACAUUGGCUCACAAUACGUUUCCGAGCACAAUUCAAAGUGUUGGUGCUGACCUUUAAAGCCAGGCAUAGGCAAACUCGGUCCUCCAGAUGUUUUGGGACUACAACUCUCAUCAUCCCUGACCACUGGUCCUGUUAGCUAGGGAUGAUGGGAGUUGUAGUCCCAAAACAUUUGGAGGGCUGAGUUUGCCUAUGCCUGUUUAAAGCCCUAAACAGCCUUGGCCCAGUAUACUUGAAGAAGCAUCUCCACCCCCACCGCUCAGCCCGAACACUGAGGUCCAGCUCCGAGGGUCUUCUGGCAGUUCCCUCACUGCGAAAAGUAGGGUUACAGGGAACCAGGCAGAGAGCCUUCUCGGUGGUUGCACCCGCCCUGUGGAACGCCCUCCCAUCAGGUUUCAAGGAAAUAAACAACUAUCUGACUUUUAAAAAACGUCUGAAGGCAGCCCUGUUUAGGGAAGUUUUUAAUGUUUGAUGUAUUUAUCGGGUUUUUAAUAUUCUGUUGGGAGCAUGCCAGAGUGGCUGGAGAAACCCAGCCGGAUGGGUAGGGUAGAAAUAAUAAAUUGUUGUUGUUGUUGUUAAGUAAACUGGGCGGGGGGGGAGGAGGAAAUGAAACAAGUAAAACAUCAUCAUCAUAAUCAUCAUCAUAGUAGUUGAGAUAAAUAUUUAUCUGCCCCCAAAGUGCUAUUUUUGACAUGGAAAAGUGGAGAGCAAAUCUGCACAUUAGCCUCCUUUGCUUUUAAAAGGGAUCCUUUCAGUUUUUUCAAACUAAUGAAUGAAUAAAUCCGACAGCUUAGAGUUGGGGCUCCUUGACUCUUGGAAGUACAAGCACCUUUGCAAAGCCAAGAGGGCACAGUCUCAACCGGGAACAAACACAGAGCAUAAUGCACGUGGUGGAGAGGACUCAAAAGGGGGGAAAUCAGUGGGCAAAAGAAGCAACCAGCACCUUUCAACCACCCACUGCUUCUCAUAUGAUAUGUGGAGGAGAAACAGAAGUUGUGCUACGAAGGUGCACCUUAGAAGCAGAAUGUGUAGAAAGAAGCUCAUGAUCAGUUUUCUCUGUUUUUCAGAGGACGCCAAAGGUACCCUCGCAAUGCUGCCUGACUUCAAAGUCAGAGAGACGAUGCUACUGCGUGCCUUGAACCGCUACGGUAUAAAUCACGAGGGAUGUGCUCGAGGGUGGCUCAGUAUUCCUCACUCCAUGCGUAUUUUCUACGUCCAUGCAUAUUGCAGUAAGAUUUGGAACGAAGCCGCUUACUACCGGAUUAAGAUCUACGGGACAAGAGUUGUGGCUGGCGACCUCAUCUUUUCGGCAACACGUUCUGAAAGCUGUUCGCUGAAUGACAAGGUAAACAGGAGCUUGAAAGGCACGGAUAGCAAAUCUGAUCCUCUCUGGGUCUGUUAAAUUUCAUUAAAAUUCGAGCGAGGCCUUUCAUCUUCCUGGUACUCCAUAAAUAAACAUGCUGUGUUUACAAAAGGUGCAGUCUGGUUUGGCAGAACCAGUCAGAUAUAGAUUAUUUUGCUAUGCAUGUUUAUGAGAACCAAGCCUUUUUUGUGUGAACUAUAAUGUGGUCCAGGAUGUCGCAUGCAUGAAAUGGGAUAGUGCUCCUUUUGGAAUAAGAUGAAUGGAUGUCAGUUCAUGAUGUCAAUGAGUUCAGGAAAUUAAUUGGUGCAAGUUCAGGUAACAUACCCCCUUAUAAAUCAGAUCAUCCUAUAAUUAUAUUUUUUUUUUGCAAAAAAUAAUAAUAAACCUAUAAAAAACCUUUACCCAUGUACAUAAUGUCUUCUGUAGAUACUACCAGUUUGCUUUCAAACUCAUCGCUAUUAUGAGGACUAGAACUGUGUCUUUGGUUUUGUUUUGUUGUUGUUGCUUAGUUUAAUAGGGUCUUCUCAAAAAUAAUGGCUAGGGAGCCAAUGAAAUUGUAUGUGGAUGGCAUCUCAGAAGAAACAGCACUGCCCAGUUAACACAGCUAUAUUUCACCUGGGCUGAAAGGCAGGGUAGAGAUAUUUAGAUAGGUUAAAAACAUAAACUCUGGAUUAUUCAAAAUGCUAUUUCAGAAAAAUAAAAAUCAGAAGACGUCAUCCAGUUGGAAGCCCAUGUACUCUUUAAUCAUGAAGUUAUUUCAGCAUGGCUAACAUUAAUUUCACAUUCUUUACCAUUUAAAGUGGUGUGUUCUGUGAUUACGAAUGAGAUAAGUACACAGCCAAGUCAAACAGUUGUUUCUAAUUUUGUGUUGGUUGAAGCCAACCAUUUGACUUUGCAAUAAAUAAUUUGGAAAUGUUUUCUCUUAAAGGAUGGCAAGGGUUGCAAUCUUAUACCAAUUCACCUGAAAGUAAGCUCCAUUGAAUCAAUGGAAUUGAAUUCUGAGUAAGCGUGCAUAGAACUGCAUUGUAGGCGUACAGUAGGCAUAUGAUUGGUUCACAUUCUACAGAAAUUCUACUGCCUCUCACUCAUGGCAAUGUCCAAGUAGUGAAGUUCCACUCGAGAAGCUCCUAUGGGUUAAGCCACUGUGCCGCUUGGGCUUGCCGAUUGAAAGGUCGGCGGUUCGAAUCCCCGCAAUGGGGUGAGCUCCCGUUGUUUGGUCCCAGCUCCUGCCCACCUAGCAGUUCGAAUGCACACAGUGCAGGUAGAUAAAUAGGUACCUCUCCAGCGGGAAGAUAAACAGCAUUUCCGUGUGCUGCUCUGGUUUCACCAGAAGCGGCUUAGUUAGGCUGGCCACAUGACCCGGAAAAACUGUCUGUGGAAGCGGACAAACACCGGCUCCCUUGGCCUGUAAAGCGAGAUGAGCGCCCCAACCCGAGUCAUUCACGACUGGACUUAAUUGUCAGGGGUCCCUUUACCUUUACAGUGGUACCUCAGGUUACAUACGCUUCAGGUUACAUACGCUUCGGGUUACAGACUCCGCUAACCCAGAAAGAUUACCUCGGGUUAAGAACUUUGCUUCAGGAUGAGAACAGAAAUAGUGCUCCGGCAGCGCGGCAGCAGCGGGAAGCCCCAUUAGCUAAAGUGGUGCUUCAGGUUAAGAACAGUUUCAGGUUAAGUACAGACCUCCGGAACAAAUUAAGUAAUUAACCCGAGGUACCACUGUAAUCAAAAUUGCCAUCAAAAUGAUAGAGCAUCGCUGCAGUACUAACAGUUCAACAAUUCAUUUUUCUUUAGAAAUAUAUCACAAAAAAUGAAGCGAGCAUGCCAGUUAAUAUCCCAAAAUAGCCCUAAAACUAAUAUAAGAUCUAAAGACCAGACACAGUUUUUUGGGCAGCUGUUCCCUCUUGGGGAACAGGUAGGUAGAAGCCGCUAUACCUUGAUGGCUAACACAGUCUCUUCCCUCCCUUUACUAGCAGAGUUCUGACAGCACAAGCCUAGCCUAGCCAUGUCUACUCUGAGCAAGACCCGCUGGGGCUUAAUGCCUGGUAGCUGGGGUUAGGAUUGCAGACUGAAUCCUUGCAUUUAUGUUUUUAACUUUCAAUACUGCAUUGCAAACUGGCCUGGGACUUAUUUGAAGGAUGGUAAUAGAAAUCUCUAGAAUAAGUCAAUAAAAACAUGUUACAUACUUUCCCCCAUUUUUUAUACCAGGUCCACAUAGUAACAGCUGCAGAAGAAGAGGCUAAUGAAUAUGCAAUAAAUCAGGUACGUUUGGGGAAAAUGCAUUUCUUUGAAGUAUUAAAGGAGCACUAGGCUUAUGACAUACACUUGUAAGUUACAGGUAUAGCUUGAUCACUGGAAAAUAUAAAUACAGUCGUACCUUGGAAGUCGAACGGAAUCCGUUCUGGCAUUCCGUUCAGCUUCCAAAACGUUCGGAAACCAAAGCAUAGCUUCUGAUUGGCUGCAGGAAGCUCCUGCAACCAAUCGGAAGCCACGGCGGACGUUCGGCUUCCGAAAAUCGUUUGAAAACCAAAACACUCACUUCCGGGUUUCGAUCGUUAGGGAGCCAAUUUGUUUGGGAGCCAAGGCGUUUGAAAUGCAAGGUACGACUGUAGAAGGAAAUGCCAACCCAAACCAAAAAUCCAGAUCUUUGUGCAUUUUGCAGGGUUUUCUCGCUACCACCCUUCCUCCAUCCCCCCACCCCUGCAAUCAGCAAUUCCUUUGUGUUCCUUUGUUAUGACAUCUCCUGGGCAUGCAUAAAGGUAAAGGUAAAGGGACCCCUGACCAUUAGGUCCAGUCGUGACCAACUCUGGGGUUGCGCGCUCAUCUCGCUCUAUAGGCCGAGGGAGCUGGCGUUUGUCUGUAGACAGCUUCCGGGUCACGUGGCCAACAUGACUAAGCCGCUUCUGGUGAACCAGAGCAGCACACGGAAAUGCCGUUUACCUUCUCGCCGGAGUGGUACCUAUUUAUCUGCUUGCACUUUGACGUGCUUUUGAACUGCUAGGUUGGCAGGAGCAGGGACCGAGCAACGGAAGCUCACCCCGUCGUGGGGAUUCGAACCGCCGACCUUCUUAUCGGCAAGUCCUAGGCUCUGUGGUUUAACCCACAGCGCCACCCACGUCCCUGGGCAUUCAUACAUGUGCUUUUAUACAAACCCGCUCCCCUUCCACAGAUACGCUCACCUUACUUUUUUCUUCCCAAAGGUGAUUAUCCCAAUGGCUGGCUACAACGUCCGCUAUCCCACUAACAAAGUCGGGGAGUGGUAUCGCAAAAGACUUGCUCAUGAUGGACUGCAGCUGUACCAGUUUAGGCUUCCUUCGUUACAGCUGAACGUUCCUGGAUGCUAUCGACAUCUCCUGAAGUAUCCGCGUGAUCUGUCGUAUAGGUUUUUAAAAAGCGGCGAAGAACCGGUGGGAACUGGGGACAAUUCCCCCAAAGAUCCCGAAACUUCUCUUUCGGUGUCGUUUUGGCUCGAUCCUUCGUGUUACGCAACUGUUUGUUUGGGGGAAAUAAUGAAGUGCAAUCUUUAAAAAGAAAAGGCAGAGCUUCGCUGUAUAGAAAUACGACACGCUCAAUAAAAAUGGCAUGGGGCUGCGUAGAAAAUAAAUGGUGCUGUACCUUGGCUUGGG